CUUGACCUUCACACAAACACAUGCUUCUCGAAUUUUUGACGUUAAUUUGACAAUUGUUUUGUUCCAUGUUUAUAAUAUAAGCUAACUUGACAAGACAGCUUGAAAGGUUUACUCCAUAUCCCAUCCUGAGUCAUGUGUGCAGCGGUCAGCUUUCUGAACUGGGCAGUCAAGCAGCUUUUUAGAGGAAUUUUGUGCCUGGUAUUACUAUCUGCGGUCACUACGACUCAGGAUCCACUCAGUUUAGGUCUAGGGCUCUGCCAUGGUGGGGAAUCCAAGUACUGUUUUUGUGCUGAAGCUGAGUGCAAGCCAUGUCUACAGCAAAGUUGCUCUGACACAGAUAUGUAUAAACUAAGGUUUCAGGAAGGAUGUUGUGGAUCAGAUGAAGCCAGGAAAAACCAAUCAUGCAUAGAUAUUUGUUCAGCAGAUGGAGCAAGAUACAAGUUGAAACGGUAUGACAGUAAAAUGAACAUGACUACACUGUGUCCUAAAGGACAGAUCAUUCAGAAGUGUACUGACUGCCGAACAUGUUUUCCAGCCAUGUGCCAGCAUUGGACUGACAAAGAGGUGUUUGAUGACCAGUGCCGUCCACAAUUGGGAAAUGAUCACCCGAUGGUCAAGCAGUGCGAAGACAUCUGGAAUGAGAGUUUAACUCUGAAAGACCAUUCUGAAGGGACAACUCCAUUAACAACACCUACAGAUGUUGAUCGGGAUAUCAAACUCACCAACCCUACAAUAAUUACAUUGGCUACGACUGCCAUGUCACGUGCAACAAUUCAUGCAACAACACAUUCCAUGACAAAAUUAAUACCUACAUCUACCACAGAACCUGAUAAAGGGUCCUCUGUCUUAGAAGGAGCAAUUAUAGGAGGAUUUCUUUGCAUUAUUUGUUUAGUUGUUGCCGGAUAUGCCUUCAAUAGGAUCCUGUGGAAAUUAAUUUCCUACAUUAUCAAGAAAGUUAUCCAAAGGGAUGAAUAUCCAGCCAUCUCACAAAGCGCUGACACACCUCUUUCACACUAUGGCAACAUGAUUGCUCAACCAGAAAACACUUGCAAAAAAGAAAGCAGUCAGUCUACUCGCAUAGAUUUGUGUCCGAUCGAAGGUGCUGAAGUGGUAUCAAAUUACGAAGGAAAUCCAAGUGUUUGGGAUGCUGAUAAUAUGAACGAUGAUAACAGUGAUGAGGAACCAUUCCUGCCAGAGAAUGCCCCGCUUUCAUUUUAAUGAUUAAAUGGUUUAUAGAAUUUAUCCGUAUUAUUAAAAAAGAAUGAUGCACCUACUUGCCAAGCCCAACUGUAAAAUCAUUAGAAUGGAAACAUGUAUAUUCCAUAGUUUUUACAUUGCAAUAGACAAUCUAGUAUUAUACACAGAGUCCUACCAUCAAAUUUGUUACUCAAAAAAAAAGCAUUUACGGUAUCAUUAAAAUAUAAAGUGACGUUUCAAAACAACCCAACUAUAUACAACAUAUAGAGGUAAUAGAUGAAAGAAAAAAUGCCUACUUAAUAGAGUUAUGAUGAAAUAGAAAUUAUAUUGUUUCAUGAAAAAAAAGGCAUUUUCACUUUUGUAUUUUAUUGUAUUUGAUUUUGUUGCAUUGUAUAUUUGAAUUGAGAUUUUUUAGUGUUGUUUUUAGCUUGACUAUUCGAAGAAUAAGGAGAGCUGAGCUAUCCUUGUCACCUCAAAUAUUUUAAAAGUCCAUUGACAUAUGGCUUUGAAACUUUGCACACUUGUUCACCAUCAUUCCCCCAACCUGUACACAGUAGGAGGUAACUCUAUCAAGCAUUUUGACAAAAUUAUGCCCCUUUUUCGACUAAAAAUUUACGUUCAAGUUUGCGUACCACCUCAAAUAUUUUCGAAGUCCAUUGAUAUCUGGCUUUGAAACUUCGCACCCUUGUUCACCUUCAUGCCCCCAAUCUGAACACAGGAGGAGGUCACUGUAUCAAACAUUUUGACAGAAUUAUGCCCCUUUUUCGACUAAGAAUUUACGUUAAAGUUUGCGUACCACCUCAAAUAUUUUCAAAGUCCAUUGACAUCUGGCUUUGAAUCUUCGCACGCUUGCUCACCAUCAUGCCCCCAACCUGUACACAGGAGGAGGUCACUGUAUCUAGCGUUUUGACAGAAUUAUGCCCCUUUUUUACUUAGAAUUUAGGUUAAAGUUUACGUACCACCUCAAAUAUUUUCCAAUUCAAUUGUCAUCUGGCUUUGAAACUUUGCACACUUGUUCACCAUCAUGCCCCCAACCUGUUCACAGGAUAAGGUAACUCUAUCAAGCCUUUUAACAGAAUUAUGCCCCUUUUUCGACUUAGAAUUUACGUUAAAGUUUGCAUACCACCUCAGAUAAUUUCAUCUGAGUCCAUCGACAUAUGGCUUUGAAACUUUGCACACUUGCCCUUUAACAUUAGACUUAAAUUCUGAUUAAAAUUUUGCAUGUAACAACAUUUUUGUUAAUAUCUCAGCACAUCAUGUAUUGCUUUGAAAUCUAAUCUAACAGUGAUCCAUGCAUGUUUCGCCAAAACUUUUCAAUCCUUACACUGAAAAGCGUCGGAAAAGUCAAAUUCUUUGUCGUAUUAUUUUGAUUGAAAUUGGUUGUAUAUCUUGAUUUAACCAUAUUUCUGACAUUCCAAUUUCAUCUAAUAUUUUCUUUAUUUGAUAUGCCCAAUUCAUGCUAUUGUAUGUAUUAUUGUUGUCAACGUCACUUUUUAACAUUUCAUAUGUAUUUUUGAUUAAUGAUGUAUUAUUAGAUUUUAAUGUUCUUAUCCAAUACUUUAGCAUUCUUAUUUUUCGUUCAGUUAUCAUUGGGUGCCUGCCUAAUUCACCAUAUAACGCGGUUAGAUUUAUACUUUUCCUGAUGUAUAAAACUUGUCUCAUAAAUUUGCAAUGAAUUUGUUCAAUGUCUUUUGCUGGAUGGUAUCCAAUGAUUUCUGAACCAUAAUUAAGAAUUGAUCCAAUGAGACUGUCAAAAAGAUUUGUUUUUUCUUUGAUAUUAAGGUUUAGCUGAUUGUAAACGAUAAACAAAUUGUGUAAGGCAUAAAGGGAAUGUUGUGGAAUGUGUCCUAUUCCAGUUUCCAUUCUUGAACAGGGUUAUACCCAAAUAUUUAAAUGACUCAACUAUUUCUAGAUUUGUAUUAUUCAUGUUAAAGGUAAAGUUAGAUUUUCUGCCUCUUUCGACAGCUAAGAUGUUUUUAUAGUUUAAUCCAAUUUAGUAAAGAAAGAACAAACUGUCUCUUACAAGAAGCAAAUGAGAAGUAACAUGAAUAAGAAAGAAAAGGGACAAAGGAUUUAAUAAAUUGUGCAUAAACCGUGAAUACAACAAUUAUGUUUGUACAAAGUGUUUACUGCCAUGACAGGAUAAUUAGUAUUCACACUGAAGCCAGUCAUACAUAACGGAACAUACAAGCCUGGGAAACACUCACACUAGCUAAAAUUAAACACUUGGUUAGACUACCAAUGACUGUCUUCACUAAAAAUGACAACCAUAUCAACUUUUUUCAUACCAACCAAUGAUCCCUGAGCAACAAUGACAUCCUUAGCUAAAUGACUUUCGUAGCUACACAUUGAUAACUGUAGAAACUACCUGUGUUUAUACCAACCAAUCCUGAGCAACCAAUAAAUUAUAACUUCCUUAGCAACCAUUUACUUGUCUAGCAACUAAUUACUCCCUUAGCAGCCAUUAGCUAACUGACACACCAAUGACUUCCUAAAAUACUAACCUACUUAUCAACCAUCAAAUUACUUAGCAAAAACUUACUUCCUCUAAGCAAGCAGCAACAUCCUUAAUAACCAGUGAACAUUUAAUGAGGUUACCGGUAUAGGGUUAUUUUGGCCCUCUUGUUUGAAUUUGAGAUUGCCAAGGGUAAAGGGCAUUCGUUAUUCGUGAUCCUAAUUGAUGUCUCACACCAAACCGCUCAAAACAAGUGAGCCUAAUUGUCAUCUCUUGUCCAACUAGUCAAUAAGUUUGAUCCAUUUUGAAACUCCUCAAUUUUCAUUAACUUAAUGUUUAAAUCAGUCUUCAAUCGUAAAUCUAUUUUUAUAACUUAAGUUUAUAUAAAUCUUUUUAUAGAUUGUUGUAUUGUUUGAAUGAUUUUACAACUACAUUGCUGUAUAAUAUGGAGCAGAGGAAUAAAAUCAAACACCAUUAAAAUAUCCACAAUUCAGAAAAAAGCUGCCAAAGUAAUUUUACAAAAACCUCUUCUUACUCCGUCUUGUCUUUUAUUAUAAGACUUAAAGAGUUAUGUUGGUUAUCUUUUGGUAACCGAUGUAAAUUUCAUGUUGGUGUUAAUAUUAAUAUUUGCUUAGGCUCAUGACAACAUAUUUAAGUGAAAUAAUUUCAUUUUCAAACAAUGCAAACUACUCAUUUAGAAGGUCCACCACCCACAAAGAUAUCAGUUCACUUUGAUACAAUACCAAUUAAUGUACGAAAUUGUUUUCUUACUUAUUUAAAGAUGUAUGGAACACUAUUCCAAUUCUUAUUUGACAGGCCUCUACAGUAAUUAAAGAUCAAUAAUUAAUACUUGUAGUUCUAUUUUAUAUGUCUGUUGCAUUAUAAGAAUUGCUGAUAUUGUUUGCAUAAUAUUUUGUGUAUGAUUAAUGAUUAUUUUGUUAUAAUCACUGUAUAUGGUCUCUGUUUUGUCAUAGUUAAAGACUACAUGUACAUUGUAAACAAGAUGCUGAUGUGCCUUAAUGUAUUCACUUCAUUAAAAUUAAGUUAUUAUCAUUAUUAUUUUUAUUAUUAUUGUUACGGGCAAUGUUAUUAUUAUUGAACAAUAACAAUUACCAAAAAUGA
This is a messenger RNA of Mya arenaria, 4774 nucleotides long. RefSeq lists its product as uncharacterized. NCBI's taxonomy places the organism in Eukaryota, Metazoa, Mollusca, Bivalvia, Myida, Myidae. Bases 133 to 1218 code for a protein of 361 amino acids. The record is from RefSeq and is a predicted model, not a curated record. The transcript has 9 exons.